Molecule: messenger RNA, 834 nt
Organism: Chelonoidis abingdonii (Abingdon island giant tortoise)
Lineage: Eukaryota; Metazoa; Chordata; Testudines; Testudinidae
Source: RefSeq, a predicted model, not a curated record
GGAGAGAGGUGGAGAAGGUGACCGUGGAUGCCCUGAGCGGCCUGACAGGAGACCUGGCUGGCCGGUACUAUCGCCUCAGCGAGAUGACGGAGAAGGAGCAGCAGCAGCUCAUUGAUGAUCACUUCCUCUUUGACAAGCCCGUCUCCCCCUUACUGACAGCAUCAGGAAUGGCCCGGGACUGGCCCGACGCCCGAGGAAUCUGGCACAAUAAUGAGAAGACCUUCCUGAUCUGGAUCAAUGAGGAGGAUCACACCCGCCUCAUCUCCAUGGAGAAGGGUGGCAACAUGAAGCGGGUCUUUGAGAGGUUCUGCAAGGGCCUGAAGGAGGUGGAGAGACUAAUCCAGGAGCGAGGCUGGGAGUUCAUGUGGAAUGAGAGGCUGGGCUACAUCCUGACAUGUCCGUCCAACCUGGGCACCGGGCUGCGCGCAGGGGUCCACAUCAAACUGCCGCUGCUGAGCAAGGACACCCGAUUCACCAAGAUCCUGGAGAACUUGCGGCUGCAGAAGCGCGGGACAGGCGGGGUGGACACAGCCACCACCGGCAGCACCUUUGACAUCUCCAAUCUGGAUCGUUUGGGAAAAUCUGAGGUGGAGCUGGUGCAGCUGGUGAUAGAUGGAGUGAACUACCUGAUCGACUGUGAGCGGCGGCUGGAGAGGGGCCAGGAUAUCCGCAUCCCCUCGCCCGUGCCUCAAUUCAGGCACUAAACUUGAGCCCUGCUUGGACAGGCCCCAGCCUCGGAGCCCCCCCCAACCCCUCCCUGUAGCCUGACCAGUACUGCUGGCUGUUGUGUUACCCACAAUGCACUGUACCAGCUUCCAUAAACCUCUGCUGCUG